Molecule: messenger RNA, 1778 nt
Organism: Empidonax traillii (willow flycatcher)
Lineage: Eukaryota; Metazoa; Chordata; Aves; Passeriformes; Tyrannidae
Gene: SUV39H2
Product: suppressor of variegation 3-9 homolog 2
Exons: 5
Coding region: 61-1242 (393 amino acids)
Cellular component (GO): nucleus
Molecular function (GO): histone H3K9 methyltransferase activity; zinc ion binding; protein binding
Source: RefSeq, a predicted model, not a curated record
CCCCGCCCCCUUCCGGCGGGGGGCGGAGCCCGCGCGGGCCGAGCGCUGCCCUCCCCCAAGAUGGAGGGCUGGCGAGGAGCCUGGUAUGUGCCAUGUCUAGCUUCACUUGAGACCCUUCAAGAAUUAUGUAGGAAGGAAAAUCUCAGAUGUAAAUCCAUUGGAAUCACCAACAGGAGUCUAAAGAGUUAUGAGGUGGAAUAUUUGUGUGACUACAAGGUAGAAGAGGGCAAAGAAUACUAUCUUGUGAAAUGGAAAGGAUGGCCAGAAUCUUCAAAUACUUGGGAACCUGAGAAGCAUCUGAACUGCCCAUUGCUUCUUCAGAACUUUCUUAGUGACAAGAACGAAUACUUGUCCCGGGUGAGAGAAGGCAAAGCACUGAAAGUGAGAAACCACAUUAAAGCUUUGAAACCUGCCAUUGCAGAUUAUGUUGUAAAGAAGGCCAAGCAAAGAAUAGCCCUGCAGAGAUGGAAGGAAGAACUCAACAGGAAAAAGAAUCACAAAGCAAUGAUUCUGGUGGAAAAUACCGUGGAUCUUGAAGGCCCUCCAUUAGACUUCUACUACAUUAAUGAGUAUAAACCUGCUCCGGGGAUAAAUGUGCUCAAUGGAAUAACGACUGGCUGUGAAUGUGCUGACUGCCCUGCUGAGAAGUGCUGUCCAAAGGAGGCUGGGUUUAUUUUGGCUUACAAUAAACGUAAGAAGUUAAAAAUCCAGCCUGGCUUGCCCAUCUAUGAGUGCAAUUCCUAUUGUAGGUGUGGGCCUGACUGCCCUAAUAGAAUAGUGCAGAAAGGUACACCGUAUUCCCUUUGCAUCUUCAGAACCAACAAUGGCCGUGGCUGGGGAGUAAAAACCCUCCAGAAAAUUAAAACCAACAGUUUUGUGAUGGAGUAUGUUGGAGAGGUGAUUACAAGUGAGGAAGCAGAGAGGCGAGGCCAGCUCUAUGACAACCAGGGAAAUACAUACUUGUUUGAUUUGGAUUAUGACUCAGAUGAAUUUACAGUAGAUGCAGCUCGAUAUGGAAAUGUGUCCCACUUUGUGAAUCACAGCUGUGAUCCAAAUCUUCAAGUCUUCAACGUGUUUAUUGACAACCUCGACUUGCGUCUUCCUCGAAUAGCACUGUUUUCUACCCGAACCAUCAAGGCUGGAGAAGAGUUGACCUUUGACUACCAGAUGAAAGGUCUGCACAUUUUAACAGGGUUGUUUUGGGAGGCUGGGUGCUGGUGGGUUUUGCUGCAGCCUGACUGAUGGUAGCGUUUCAAACGUCAUAGCAUUUCAGCUCAGGCACUGCCCUCCCUAAUGCAUCUCUGGAUUUCAGAACUGUCAUUGCUCGUGACAUGUUGUGCAGAGAAGAUCACAAACAGAAGCUUUUGCCUUCACCUCUAAUGCAUUGCCUCCCUCAGCACUCCUAGCUCACAGCAGGGAUUGUGGUUGGAUUGUCUGAUGAGGCAAAUGAUUUUGAAGUUUUGUCCCAGGAAUGCUCAAAGGAAUGGCCAGGCUACCAUUAAAUAAAGCUUCCCUUUAUGGAAAUAGGCACUUCAGAUAAACUACUUUCCAAGUAAUCUGUGAGUGAUAGUUGCUAAGGCAUUUGUAACAGCUCAGCCGUGUAAGGCACCACAGGUUUAUCUCUGGAUUCUGGUGUCUGAAGGCCUCAGUUUUGGAUGUAGGUCCUGUGGAACAGAUGAUGUGGCUAUCCUGGUUUUAGCUGGGAUAGAGUUAAUUUCUUCUUAGUAGCUGGUACAGUGCUGUGUUUCGGAUUGUGCAUGAGAUAAGACACUGAUGUU